UUAUUUUGUGCACUUAUGCAUAUAUGAGUUUAUUUAUUUAUGUUCUGAUUGAUCCAUACAGUUACAGAUAUUAUAAUCAUUUUCUGACUAUUCGUUAUUACUAGAACAUUAGACUUGCAAACUGCCGCUUCUCAGUGCAUUUAGAAAUCAUUUCACUUCAAUAGAACACUUUCGAAUAUAGGAAUCAUUUGUCUAAGGUGUAAGUAUCGAUUAAACAAACUAAAAGGAUAAAGACCUGGGGUCACGAAAAGGUAACAGCGACCAACAACAGAUGACACGUCGAAGCGAAGUGACGUAUACGGGACAGCGGCCGUCAAACAUUUCAAAACAUGUUAAAACAGGUAAGACAAAAAGGAAGAAAAAAACUUAAGACUAAUUUUGAAUGUAAGAACUCGUUGGAAUACAUUUGCAUCAACUAUAAAUAGAUUUUCAAAAUUAAUUGAUUGCAUAAAUAAAAAAUUAAUCGAUCUUCGUUUGCAAUGUUUUGCCAAAAAUCACAUUACUGUUCUUAUUAUAUUAACUGUAAUUAUAUUGUGUGUAGAAUCAUAUAUUAAUUGUUCUAGAGCCAACAGUGUUAACAGUUCAGGAACUAAGUAAAGAAAGUGCUAAUUUAAUGACUACAGAAGGAACAAUUCUAUGUUUUCAGUAAACUAAAAUACAUAAAUACUAAACUGCCACUAAAUUUAUUAGAAGUAGUAAAAAGUGAAAUUGAGAAACGGAGAAAUAAAAACAUUUUAUCAUUCUUUGUAUUUUUACAUUGGUGAUUAUAUCUCCAUACAAAUGAAUUUUGAGUUAUUCAUCCAAACAUGUAGUGAAAAAUUAUGCAAAACAGCUAUUUAGAAGAUUGUUCAUUGAGAAAGAAAGAAAUGAAGAUCAAAUUGUUAAUUGUGAAUCAGAAUCGGAGAGUGAAAUAAAAACAGAUGAAAUAAAAGAAUAUGAAAACUUACAAAACAGCAUCAAAAGUUAGAAUGAAUUAAAACAAAUCAAAUGCAGAUUCGAUAUAGACAAAGAGUUUUAAAACGUUGAAGGAAAGGAAGGAAAGAGAAGUAACAAUAUGGAUAUUUUAUGCAAUGCUUUAUUGACUAUAUAGACCAACAUCAAUAUCUUGCAAAAGAGUUUUUGUGUUUUAGGAAACACUAUUACAAAAAUUUGCAGCCGAUUGAGUAUUAAGACGUUAUUAAGACACUGGUCUUCCUAAAGAAUCAUUUUACCAAACAAAGUUAAAACCAAAACAUUUAAAAAUUAUGAAGUUAUAUCCUCUUACGCUCCUCAUGGAUGCAUACUACAUCAUAGAAGUUUUUCUUUUUUAGUAACAAAAACUAAAAUUUUAUCAAACUCAAGCGCAAAAAUGCAUACUUUUUUAAAAGGAGGCAAGAGAGCAGGGAAAAUCACCAAUGUCAUUCUCUUCUUCAUUGCAAAAGGCAAUAUGCUCCUAUCAAAAUUUUGGAUGUUAGUGAUACCGGAGUACCUGAAUAAAGAAGUUAGGAGCGAAAGGCUAAAGUUAAUAGCGCAGAUUAGAUGUGGAAACAUAGAGAAAUGGAAUAAAUAACGGUAAGACAAUAAUAAGAAAUAAUUU
Bombus impatiens (common eastern bumble bee) is the source of this 1576-nucleotide messenger RNA. RefSeq lists its product as uncharacterized. The transcript has 2 exons. NCBI's taxonomy places the organism in Eukaryota, Metazoa, Arthropoda, Insecta, Hymenoptera, Apidae. The record is from RefSeq and is a predicted model, not a curated record. The coding region runs from base 1349 to 1549 and encodes 66 amino acids.